Messenger RNA from Cherax quadricarinatus, 2199 nucleotides. NCBI's taxonomy places the organism in Eukaryota, Metazoa, Arthropoda, Malacostraca, Decapoda, Parastacidae. The record is from RefSeq and is a predicted model, not a curated record.
AUGGUGGCUUGUCUUGAUGCGGUUGCGCCGUUCUGGGUUAAGUCGCCCCGUGACGUGGUUGGGGUUGCGGGCGGCAAAGCAGAGCUCAGCUGUCGUGUGGGCGGCGAUCCGACGCCGCACGUCACAUGGCGUCGCGUGGGCGGCCGUAUUCCAGUGGGCCGCGUGCGGGUGCUGCGAGACCGCGGGCUGCGGGUGUCGCCGCUGCGACCGGAGGAUGCGGGAGUGUACCUGUGUAAAGCAACCAACAGAGCAGCAGAAAUCACGGCCAACGCGUCCCUCACUGUCUUAACUUCACCGCGGGUGGUUGAGGUUCCUGGAGAUGUGGAGGUGGAGGAGGGAGCUCCCUUACUGCUGGUCUGUGCUGUCCAGGGCUACCCCCCACCUCUGGUCUACUGGACCCGCGAGGGCUCCCAGACCAUUCUACCAGCUGCCCGCACACCCAUGGACCCGGGAGUGGGCGGGGAGGAAGGGCUGGAGGGCAUUAAGUUGGCUUAUUCUGUGUCCCGAGCUGCCCACCCACACACGGGGCGGUACGUGUGUGGGGGUGUGAACAGUGCAGGAGGGGUGAUGACCCGUGUGGGAGUGAGAGUGCGUCCCGCCCACCUCCUGCCCCCGCCCAUUAUCUCCGUGGCCCCAAUCAACCAGACGCUGCCGUUAAGGGGGCAUGCUGCCCUGACCUGCCGUGUGUGGGGGUCGCCGCCCCCCACUGUCACCUGGAGACAGAACGGCCGUUUAGUGACUUCUGACACCCGGAGGUCACUGCUACCUGACAACACCCUCACUAUUGAUGAGUUAACUACAGAGGACGCUGGGGAGUACGCUUGCGUGGCGUCAUCAACACGUGGCGUCACGGAGUCGCGUGCCACACUUACCGUGGCUUCCCCCGCUCACCCGGGCGUGGUGUUCUCCCGCGCCCCCGAUCCAGACACCGCUCCACGCCCUCCUGCCACGCCCACGGUGCGUGCCAACAACGGCACGGCCGCCGUGGUGGAGUGGGCGGCCCCGGAGCGUCAGGGCGCGUCGCCCGUGACGGGUUACACCCUAGAGUACUACAGUAGUGCAGGGGCGGCAUGGAAGGUGGCAGCCGCCCACACGCCCCUAACCUCCUUCACCCUUGCUCCCCUCGACGCCGCCAGCACCUACGGUGUCACCGUCCGCGCCCAUAACUCCCACGGGGUGUCGGAACCCUCUGGGAUAGCGGAAGUGGGCGUGGGUGGAGGGUGGGUGCGGGCAGAAGAGGAAGAGACGGCGCUGCAGGAAGUGAAGGUGAUGCUGCAGGAUGCUGUCACUACUGGACCAGCAUCAGCUAAGAUUCUCUGGCAGAUGAGUGGAGAAGGCAGCACGGUCGAAGGCUUCUAUAUACGCCUACAUCACGUCUCUCGAGAGCACCAUCCAUCCACCGCCCAGGUCACGGCAGCCGGGGCCAAACCACGACCCAAAGCCUGGGUGAUGCCACGGACCGCGGGAGAGACAGGGAAUUCUACGGUAGUGACGGUGUUGAACGCUGGUCCUGGUGCUUCCUCGUACGUGCUGCACGGCCUCUUCCACUACCGUGCCUACACCGUAUUUCUCGUGCCCUUCUUCAAGACUUUCGAAGGUCACCCGUCCAACAGCCGGACCUUCGAGACUCCGGAAGCAGCACCCACCAUGGCACCAGAGGGAGUGAGUGUUCAGCUGACCAAUGUCACCACUGCAUCAAUCUUCUGGUCACCGCCUCCACCACUACACCGCAAUGGCCCCAUCACUGGCUACCAGCUGGAGGUGGUGUCUGCGGACGGUGCGGUGUUCCUGUCGCAGGCGGUGAACGGGUCGGUGCGGUCACUGCGGGUUCACAACCUCACCCUGGGUAACUCUUACCACCUCACCCUGGCUGCAUCCACCGCCGCCGGCAGGGGGCCUUACACCUCCCCUGUCUCCCUGCAUGUAGACCCUGUUCUGCUCCACCCCCUGGCCAAGUCAGGGCCAUCACUGGCUUCCCUGGAUGGAGACGUGUGGGUGAUUGGACUGAUCGGAGCUGCUGUCUUCUGCUUGCUGCUGGUCUCCGUGGCCACCCUCCUGCUCUGGAGGAGACAUGCGAGGAACAAGGCCUUAGGACACGUUGGUGCUUAUGCUGUAUUCUGUGUCCGGUCUGCCCUCACCUUCUCCAAUUCGCAUGCUCUUACAUUUGCUUGGGUUGAACUUGAGAAGUCUGUUGUUUGA